This is a messenger RNA of Podarcis lilfordi (Lilford's wall lizard), 13059 nucleotides long. The record is from the annotation of a GenBank genome assembly. Lineage: Eukaryota; Metazoa; Chordata; Lepidosauria; Squamata; Lacertidae.
AUGGCCGCGCCAGUCGCUGAUUCCUCCUCGGGAGAUUCCGGCCGGCCGCCGCUGCAUAUGGCGGCGCUGGUGUUGGCUCGCGGCGGCAGCAAAGGAAUCCCGCUGAAGAACAUUAAGCUCCUGGCCGGGGUCCCGCUGAUUGGUUGGGUGCUGAGGGCAGCCCUCGACUCCGGCGUCUUUCAGAGGUGUGCGCAUGCGCGAAUACCAUUUUCCUUUUUUCCCUCUCUCUCUCCCCCCCCUCGCUUCACCCACCCAAGGAGUGAGAGUUCUUUUGUCUCCAGGCGAGACUUUGGGGUUAUUUUGAGACUCUCUGUAGAUUGGACAGAGGAGUUGGGGGGGGGGAGGGAAUGCAAUGCAAUGGCGCCUUUUUCUUUUUCAAAUUUCAAAGCAAGGCUUUUUAGCUUAAUUUAUAUAUAGCCCGGGCUUGCUGUGGUUUUUUGUGGUUUUUUCAUUUUUUAAAAAAUGACUCUUGUGUGUGUUAAUUUAUUUCACAAAAUUUAUAUUUCGCUUAAUUGUAAAGUGGAGGGAAACCACAAAGCAGCUUACAGAAUGAAUGAAACAGUUGUUCUUUUUUUGUAAUUAAACAAUGACAGCGUAAAAACUACAAAUGUGUCAUUGUGUCUGAAGAUUUACUCCACUACUUACUGGUUUGCCCAGUCUAGAAGGACUUAAGAGCAGCCGUAUUCAGACACUUAAAUCCCCCACUUGGGAGAUUGAUUAGGUCUUUGAUUAACUUUUUAUUAAGGGACAGUUCCUUCUACACCUCUGGAAAAGUGGCCUGUUCUGUGGCAGUUUGAAGGAGAAAGGUUUUGUGGGGACGAUCUGAUUCUUCAGGGGAGCAGAAUGUGCCAGUUUGUCUGCUUCAAAUAAUUAUUUUAACUGUGCAAUGUGUUUUAUUCUGUUUUGUGUACUUUAUCUUUUGCAGUGGCUUCAGCCACACAAAUGAUAUUUAUUUUAAAAUAAAAUAAAAGUCCAGCAAUUUGAUAGAUAGAUCUAAAACAACACAAACAUUUCAGAACAGUACCCCAUACAUAUAAAAACAGUCAAAAGUUGUUCCAUAAAGGCACACCUUUGGGUAGAUGCCCGAAUGACUAUAGGUAGGGGUUGGGUGGGGAUUCUCUCCAGAACUGGUAUAACUGCUUCUGGAGCAUAGUGGUGUGAAAAGUUGACACGGAGUGACAAGGACUUCAUUGAGUCAGCUGUGCUUGAAGGCCUGCUUGCCUUUUGUUUCCUUUAUCCAUGUCACAGUUGAAGGACUGUGAUUGUCAUGUUCCCAGGGCUCUUUGGAGGGGGUUGGUCUAGAUGACCCUCAGGGUCCCUUCCAACUCAACAAUUCUGUGAUUUUUUUUCUGGCGAUAGACUCUUGGACAUGAAUGUUGCCUUGCUUUUAUGCAGCGUUGCCCACUGCACCUUCCUCUCUCCUUUCUUCCUUUCCAGCUGAAAACAAUAAACAAAUAAUUUAUUUUUUUUUAAAAAUGCAUAGGAUCAGUCUGUCUUAUCUGUUGCAUUUAACAACUCAUUUUUUUGAUACUGAAGUCGGCGUCCCAUGAGUCUUCCAUUCUGCCCUCUUGGAUAUUAUUCCCACACAUGAGAUACCAAAUCACUUGGCUAUUUACAGGCCUGCCACUAAGGCUGAGAAAUGGAGAACCUGUGGCCCUCCAGAUGUUGUUGGGCUCCAACUCCCGUCAGCCUGGCCAGCCAUCACAGAUUGAUGGGGGCAGUGGUCCCGACGGCAUUCAGAAGGCUGUAGAUUCCUCAUCCCUGUCCUAGGUAAGCAGCCUCAGGCCAGUAUACCUGAAGGAGCAUCUCCACCCCCAUUGUUCUGCCUGGACACUGAGAUCCAGUGCUGAGGGUCUUCUGGCGGUUUCCUCACUGCGAGAAGCCAAGUUACAGGGAACCAGGCAUAGGGCCUUCUCGGUAGUGGCCCCUGCCCUGUGGAACGCCCUCCCGUCAGAUGUCAAAGAGAAAAACAACCACCAGACUUUUAGAAGACCUUUGAAGGCAGCCCUGUUUAGGGAAGCUGUUAAUGUUUAAUAGACAAUUGUGUUUUAAUACUUUGUUGGAAGCCGCCCAGGGUGGGUGGGGAGACCCACCCAGAAGGGCGCGGUAUAAAUAAUAAAUUACUAUUAUUAUUAUUAUUAUUAUUAUUAAUUGGUACAAAGGAAGAUGUGAACAUCAUGCAGCUGCAUUAAAUGUCCUAUGUUUGCAAGGUUUUCCUUUCUUGUGACUGCCGUUCUCAGUGGCUUGUAGGGAAAUAGCUUUGAUCCUUCUUGUCUGUCUGGGCAAUAACUUGUUGCUGCUGCCUUCUGCCUGCCGAUAGCGUGUGGGUUUCCACAGACCACGACGAAAUCGAGAAAGUGGCCAAGCAGUUUGGGGCAAAAGUCCACCGGAGAAGCUCGGAAGUGUCGAAAGACUCCUCUACCUCCCUAGAUGCCAUCGUGGAGUUCCUCCAGUAUCACCAUGGUAUGGCGUCCACCUUUGUUUUAAAAAGUAUCUAUAUUUUUAUAUCCCCUCCGCCUUUCUCAAGGCAUCUUAAACGUUGAAAACAAAUAAUAAAUCAAAUCACCAUCUUUCAAAUUUAGGCAAGAGGCAAAAUAAGGCAAUUCACAUUGCAGUGACGUGCACCAGAAAAAAAAUUUGAGUUUGCAUUGGAAAUUGUUCUGAUUCAGCAUGUUUAUUUUACCUGCAUUUAGUAAACAAAGCUAAACACUUUGAAACUGUGAAGGAUGCCUAAUAAUUGCAUUUGCAGCUAGCGUGCAGUCAUUGUUUCUAAAUAAUUUUAUGAAAUGGGGGGGGGAAUUGACACACACACACACACACACCCCAUCAGCUUGCUAUUUCAUGACUUUCAGUUCAGCCUUGUAAACAAGUCUGCAAAAGUUACUAGCUUGUUUUUGGUUUGUUUGCUUUUAAUAAAGUAGCCUGCUGGGGACCAGCAAAGAAUGGAGCCCUGCCCCUCUGGCUCACCUGCGUGGAAUUUCAUGUUGCCAGUGGUUACCAGGCUACUGGCUAAAUUCAGAUUUGGUCCUGCUAAAGAUAAUAGCCUGCUCAUGUUUUGGAUUUCCUCUUAUGUCUCCGCCUGAACUUUUUUUUAUGUGGUGCUGGAAAUGCUAUUGAUGCAUUGUGAGUAAUAUUGCACAUUGUUACCUAAACACUGUGAUAUUCAUCUCCUCUGUGUCAUUCUCUUCUCCUUUCCCCUCCCCACUUCAGAGGUUGAUGUCAUAGGAAAUAUCCAAGCAACUUCCCCUUGUUUACAUCCCACUGAUCUUACCAGGGUGGCCAAAAUGAUCCAGGAGGAUGGCUUUGAUUCCGUGUUCUCCGUCGUCAGGCGGCAUCAGUUUCGGUGGAGCGAAAUAAAAAAAGGAGGUGAGCGGUAUUGCUUCUCAUAAAAGCAUUCAAGCAAAUAUAAAUUAUUAUCAUUUUCAUCAUUAUUACAUGUGCAUAAGUGCCAUACAUAGCACAAUGCAGUCCUCAUGUCACACACCCAAACCUCCUACCUUCCUACCAUUCCAGAAUCCCACAUACACAUUUUUCCCUCCGUCUAUCCCUAUUAGACUGAUACUCGAUCUUUAAUUCUAGGUAUUCAUUGGUCAUUUUGAGUGGUUGCAGUUCAGAUUGGGUGGUUAGGCUCGCGUUAAGCGCUUCAUUUGCCAUUUGCAUUAUAUCGGCUCUGCGAUCAGAUACUAUCUCAACUUUAGCUUCAAGUGGCUGCAGAGCAGCAGUCCAGCCAUUUGCUAGAGCCUGUCUUAUUUUGGCAGUGAGUUGCUUUGAAUCCCUCUCCUCCUUUGGGGCCAUUGGAGGUUUUUACGCCCUUUUGCCUGGAAACGCCAGGUGCCAUGUCUUCCACACCAGCUUUGUCCGACAGCUCUGAGUAAUCAACCUUUAGAGCAUCCUAGAGAUCCUAGGAUCAUAGAAUUGUAGAGUCGAAAGGAACACCAAGCUCCAUCUAGUCCAGCCCCCCUCAAGCCUUGUUAAUUUGCUUUUGGAACUGCCAGGUUAGAUUUGAUUUAAGUCAAAUCGAUUUCAAUCACUAGUCAGUAAGACUUGAUUUCAAUCACUAGUCAGUAAGACUUGAUUUAAAUCAUUUUUUUACAGAAAGACUCAUUCUUGCUGGUAUAAUCUUAAUAUUUACAACCAGAUGAAGGUUUCAUUUUUGGAAUAAUAAAUUUUCAGAGUAGUUUUUGCAGUUAUAUAAAAAAUUACUGAUAUUGGUUAUACUAUUAGAAACACAUUGUCAGAUAAUUAUGAGGUUAUUGUGAGGUUUAAUAAGUUAACUGUUUAUAUUUGGACAACUUUCCUGCUGUACUUUAUUGGAAAGAGACAAUUUAUUUAAAUAAAACAAUAACAUUAUAGCAUAUGUAUCCAUGUUUGUUAACUGAUGUGGUUAAAUGGUUUUAAAAAAACAAAAACCUUAGACUGAGUUUUAGCACACAUGAAAAACUUAAAACAAAUCCUUAUUUCCUGAUGAAUAGCCUUUGGACUAUAAUGUAACUUAAAUAGAAAACUAUCUUUAAAAAGAUUUUUCCUCCAAAAGCAUUUUAUUUUAAAAAUCUGAUUUAAAUUUUUUUUAAAAAAAUCAAUUUUAUUUAUUCAUUCAUUUUAAUAAUUGAUUUUUAUCCACCCUGGAGACUGUGAAAGCCCCACAGGGAGAGGUCUCAGAGAGGUGAGAAACAGCAUCAUUGCAUGCAUUAAUCCCGAGGGUAUAGUGUAUAAUAGACGAGGGUAGCAGAGAUUCAAAAUCGAGCUGCCAUUGGACUUCUUCUUUUGCCUCUCGUCUCUCUCCCCGCCCCCCCCCGCCCCCCGCUUUUAUCAGUAAGUGAAGUGACCGUACCUCAAAAUCUGAAUCCGGCCAAGCGCCCCCGCCGGCAGGACUGGGACGGAGAGCUCUAUGAAAACGGGUCUUUCUACUUUGCCAAAAGGCCCCUGAUCGAAAAGGGGUAUUUGCAGGUUGGUGCAGGUGUUGAGCUGGGAAUUUCGUCCUUCCCAUCUUAACAGUUUUUUUUCUUCUUCUUCUUUUUUUGAAAUCGUGUUCUAAGGUGAGCUUGAGACUCCUGUCUCCCAGGUCUCAGUCCAACGCUCUUAACACUAUACAACACUUAUUUCAAUGCAGAUCCCUUCAUUGCUCUUUAAACGCCUACAUUAUGGGAAGGAAUCCUGGCUGGCUGGCUGGGUGCGUGUCUUCUCUCCUGUGCCAUUUCCCCACAAAAAAUCCCCCUUCAAAGCUGUCAUUUGCCCCAAAGGUGCCACUGAGAGCCCCUGUGGUGUAAUACUUAGAGUGUUGGACUGAGCCCUGGGAAACCAGGAUUCUCGUCCCAACUCAGCAAUGAAGCUCACUGGGUGACCUUAGGCCGUUUCUCAACCUAACCCACCUCACAGGGUUGUCGUGAGGAUAAAAUGGGGAGAAAGGGGAUCAAUGUAAUAAACAAAUAUGUUGCAAUGGCACCUUCUGGGCAAACACCAGCCUUUUUUGCUGGCUGUGGGGGGGAUUUGGCAGGAAAAUUGAAAGGGGAGAAGGUUUAGAACUUUCUGCCUGGGUUGUGGUUCCCCAGCAAGGUAACUGUUUGAAAGCAGUGCUUAUCUGAGAUUUUAAUGAUACCACAUCCAGUAAUCUGGCUGCUGCAUUUUGGACCUGAAUUGACACUUCCUAGCCGUCUCCCAAGGGCAGCCCCACGUGGAGCACAUUGCGGUGGUCCAGUCUGGGCUGGCUCAUGGAGUGCAGUGUACAAGAUAUAAACCUUGUCAAGUCAAAAUAAAUAAGUGGAAAGGUGUAGGAGGAGGCUCCAGUGUAGCGCAAGACCAGAGAGACUUUAGUUUGCAUUCACACCUGGCUAAGAAAGCUACCAGUUUGCCUUGCUUAGGCGCUUAAGCUCAGGUCUCCUUGAGACCCUUCCAGGAAGCAUUAAGUGGCGGACUUCCUUCCUUCCUUCCUUCUGUGUUGGGAAUGCCCUCUUCUGCUGGAGAAAGGGUUGGGUCAAGGCCCCUGCUGCUCUCCAGGUGGUUGCAUGUGCCCCAGAGGUCAUUUGACAUGAAAUACCACAUGCUGGCAUAUUCUGCCCCUUCCUCCCUCUCUGCUUCAGCCAAACUGACUGGCGUGUUCUUUUAAUUUUGCUUAGGGUGGGAAAAUGGCUUAUUACGAAAUGCGCGCCGAGCAUAGCGUGGAUAUAGAUGUUGACAUUGACUGGCCCAUUGCAGAGCAAAGAGUCCUGCGGUAAUAUAUGUGUAUAUUUCAUUUAUUUGGCGCCUCCACAGUUUGCUCCAAUUUGUAUUACAUGUGUCUGUUUUAAGGUAAAGGUAAAGGGACCCCUGACCAUUAGGUCCAGUCGGGACAGACUCUGGGGUUGCGGCGGUCAUCUCGCUUUAUUGGCCGAGGGAGCCAGCGUACAGCUUCCAGGUCAUGUGGCCAGCAUGACUAAGCCGCUUCUGGCCAACCAGAGCAGCUCAUGGAAAUGCCAUUUACCUUGCCGCCAGAGCGGUACCUAUUUAUCUACUUGCACUUUGACAUGCUUUCGAACUUCUAGGUUGGCAGGAGCUGGGAGAGAGCAACGGGAGCUCACCCCGUCGCAGGGAUUUGAACCGCUGACCUUCUGAUCGGCAAGUCCUAGGCUCUGUGGUUUAACCCACAUAUAAUUUUAGUGUUCACAUUAUGCUGUUCACCGUCAUAUGGCAGUCUUUUGCUUAAUGCUGAUGGUAUAGAAAUUUUUACCCUUUGCCUUGUGGGGCAGCAACGGGAGAAGAAAGGGCUGAGGAGGAAACCCUAGGUCAGACCUCACCUGGAGUACUGUGUCCAGUUCUGGGCACCACAGUUCAAGAAGGACACUGACAAACUGGAAUGUGUCCAGAGGAGGGCAACCAAAAUGGUCAAAGGCCUGGAAACGAUGCCUUAUGAGGAACGGCUAAGGGAGCUGGGCAUGUUUAGCCUGGAGAAGAGAAGGUUAAGGGGUGAUAUGAUAGCCAUGUUCAAAUAUAUAAAAGGAUGUCACAUAGAGGAGGGAGAAAGGUUGUUUUCUGCUGCUCCAGAGAAGCGGACACGGAGCAAUGGAUCCAAACUACAAGAAAGAAGAUUCCACCUAAACAUUAGGAAGAACUUCCUGACAGUAAGAGCUGUUUGACAGUGGAAUUUGCUGCCAAGGAGUGUGGUGGAGUCUCCUUCUUUGGAGGUCUUGAAGCAGAGGCUUGACAACCAUAUGUCAGGAGUGCUCUGAUGGUGUUUCCUGCUUGGCAGGGGGUUGGACUCGAUGGCCCUUGUGGUCUAUUCCAACUCUAUGAUUCUAGUACACAAAUCCAGACUGGUGUCCCUAAGACUGUUGGAUGGUGCCUUGUACGCCUCCUUCCAGCAACUCCUGCAGCCAAGCUGGUGUCAAAUGUAUUGCUCUGUUUUCCUUUGGACCACAUCAGCAAGGCUGGGGGGCGGGAUCUUGUUGUCUGGGCAGCCCAGGACCGCAACACACACUGUCCAGGCUCCAGGAGAGGUCACUUUGGUGCUGCUAAGGCAACUUACCAGUUUCUGCAGCCACAGCAGGCGCUGUGAUUCUCCAGCACUUUGACUUCACCCCUAGAUGUGCACUCCAUUGUCUCUCGAGACAUACGGAUGCCCACAACAAAAAUGAAUUUUUUGCAAAUGAAUAAUGUCUUAUGAAUUUUUAAAUUGAAGAGUGCUAUAAAAACAUAAAUAAAAUUUAAAAAACGGCCUCGGUCCUGUAUACCUGAAGGAGCGUCUCCACCCCCACUGAGAUCCAGCACCGAGGGCCUUCUGGCGGUUCCCUCAUUGCGAGAAGUGAGGUUACAGGGAACCAAACAGAGGGCCUUCUCGGUAGUGGCACCCACCCUGUGGAACACCCUCCCUUCAGAUGUCAAAGAGAGAAACAACUACCUGACAUUCAGAAGAAAUCUUAAGGCAGCCCUGUUCAGGGACGUUUUUAAUGUGUGACAUUUUAGUGUAUUUUUGGUCUCUGUGGAAGCCGCCCAGAGUGGCUGGGGAAACCCAGCCAGAUGGGCGGGGUACAAAUAAUAAAUUAUUAUUAUUAUUAUUAUUAUUGUAAGGAAUACAUACCUAAAAUGUCCGGCCACACUGUGGCCCAGUUUUCAUUGAGGUUGAAAAUCUGUGCCUGGGCUAUACCACUCCAUCCUGCGAUUGGGGAUUCACACAAUCAAAUACAUCCUGUAUGCAAAAAUGCCCUCUUCAAAGGGGAAAAAAAAAAAUCAGGUAGAAGGUGUGGCGAUCACACAGGGUCCCCGGACGUUUCACCGUCUAUUGAUCCCUGUGCCACUACUUUAUUUCUCGCUGCCACCACCCAGGCCCUACCUGGUACAAUACUGAGUCCAGUCAGGGUUAAAUUGAAACAAAAACUUUUGUUUAUUUAUUGCAGUUUAACAAGCAUGUGGUUUCAUAAACUAUCAGUCAAUUACAUUCAUGGGGUGCCUAUCCAGUCCUAUAACUUUCGCUACCUGCUCUCACUCACUAAACCACCUCUCUGAUAUUUACUUGUCUGCCUAGCCCCUAACUGUUCCUGACUCAGCCUAUUUCAUUACACUAACUCAACCUACCCACAACUCUAUCCCAAUUAACUCUCCCCUUUGCCCCUCCCAGAGCUGGUUUUAUAGUCCCACUGACUCCACCCCCCUGGGUCCUGAUUGGGCAGCCUGUUUAACUAUUUCACCUCCAGAACUCUCUCAUCUGUUAACGUCACAGAAGGCUAGCCCAGCUUCCUUUAUUCCUGACACCUGCUUGUUCAGGGAAUCAUAUUAGAGGAAAAAUAUAUCAGGUGGUUUAAAGACUCUCUCAAGGCAAAUCUAAAAAAAUGUAGUAUAAACACCAGCAACUGGGAAACACUGGCCUGCAAGCUCUCCAAUCGGAGAACAGCCUUUACCAAAGGUGUCAUGGACUUCGAAAACGCUCGAACUCAGGACAAAAGGGAGAAACGUGCUAAGAGGAAGGCACACUUGGCAGACCCUCACCAUGAUCAGCUUCUGCCCAGAAACCAAUGUCCCCACUGUGGAAGGACAUGUGGGUCCAGAAUUGGCCUCCACAGUCACUUACAGACUCACUGUUAAAACCGUGUUUAUGGAAAACAAUCUUACUUGGCUAUGAGUGAUCGCCAGAGAAGACAGAAGUGGUGCAGCCCAGAGGCAGGUUUGCAACCUCAGUGAGAAUGAAGUUCCUAUUGUCUUAUUUGUUUCCCUUUUCCCCAGUCAUGUGAGAUUGCAUAGCAGAGGCAAAUGUCACACACAAACACACAGACGCCACCCCCUUACUUAUGAUUGCCACAUCCAUCUUUCCAGGUACGGCUACUUCGGUAAAGAGGCCUUGAAAGAGGUGAAGCUGCUGGUUUGUACCAUUGAUGGAUGCCUCACCACGGGCCACAUCUACGUCUCGGGAGAUGAGAAGGAGAUUCUUUCCUAUGACGUCAGGGAUGCGACUGGAAUCUGCCUGCUUCAGAAAAGAGGUGUCGAGGUGUGUCUUCGCUUCUUUCAGCUGUCUUGCGGCUGAUUCACCCGUCAGGGUUGCCAGGAGGAACUUGCCUUUUCUUGUAAGGAAAGCAAGUUUCUAGAUCUCAGCGUUUCAGGGAGAAAACCUCAAAACCAUAUGGCUCAGUGUGGUUGGGACUUUAGAAGAGGCUUAGUGGGGCUUUGUUGCCCUGAUUAAAUGCGGCCAUUUCUCCCAUCUCCCGCUAAACUCAGGAACUGCACGUAUGAGUUCACAAAAAGAAAACAUCCCAAAUUGCUGCAAUAAGAUUUGUUCCAGCAAGAUUUCAUCGUGUUAUUUUUACAGGAGCUUUUCACGUUGCAAAACUAUUGUGUAAAGCUCCUGUAAAAAUAACAAGAUAAAAUUCACUCCCCCAGAAAACAGUGGUACCAACCAACCCAGGUGACUUUUUUUUCCUUUUUUUUUUUUUUUGUAUGUUUCUAUUAUUAUUAUUUUGUGGAAAUAAUUUUUAUUUGAUUUUACAAGUACAGAGUUAUAACAAUACAAAAUACAUACCCAUAACAAUACAAAAUACAUACCCAGAGAUUUCUUUGAAUCUCUAGACUUCCCACCUUUCCCCUCCAUGGGCCCUAUUAUAAACCUUUUCAACUGCAUAUUAUUUCAUCAUCCAAACUUGAUGUCUUUUCCUUUUCAUCCACAGUACAGUGGUACUGCAGGUUAAGUACGGAGGUCCGUUCUUAACCUGAAACUGUUCUUAACCUGAAGCACCACUUUAGCUAAUGGGGCCUCCUGCUGCCACUGUACCGCCGGAGCACGAUUUCUGUUCUCAUCCUGAAGCAAACUUCUUAGCCUGAAGCACUAUUUCUGGGUUAGCGGAGUCUGUAACCUGAAGCGUAUGUAACCCGAGGUACCACUGUAUAUUCUACAUUAGAAGUGUUAUAGUGUUUUCAUCUGCUUAUAGUGGUUUCUCCAGUAAAUUAUAAAUUUUCCCCAUUCUUUUUUGAAGUUUUGGUCUUCUUGGUUCCUGAGCUUUCCAGUCAGUUUUACCAUUUCAUCGUAGUCCAUCAGCUUAUUUUGCCAUUCUUCUCUGGUAGGGACUUUGUCUUUCCAUCUCUUAACCCAGAUGACUUUCAAAGAGGAGCAGACUAUUGGUGGCCGCUAGCCGUGCUGGAAACUAUGCUCUGUGAGAGGCCUGCAAGAGGAGAUGAACUCCUCUUCUGGCCUCUAACAUGCUCUGCCUCCACAAUUGAAGGCAGCCAUGGUUCUGAAUACCAGUUGCUGGAAGUUGCUCAGGACAGGAUAGUACUAUAUAAUUAUUAUUAUUAUUAUUAUUAUUAUUAUUAUUAUUUAUUUAUACCCCGCCCUUCCGGCUGGGUCCCCCCAGCCACUCUGGGCGGCUGCCAACAAAAGACUAAAAUACAAUAACCUAUUAAACAUUAAAAGCUUCCCUAAACACGGCUGCCUUUAGAUGUCUUCUAAAAGUCUGGUAGUUGUUUAUUUCUUUGACAUCUGGCGGAAGGGCAUUUCACAGGGCGGACGCCACUACCGAGAAGGCCCUCUGCCUGGUUCCCUGUAACUUGGCUUCUCGCAGCGAGGAAACCGCCAGAAGGCCCUCGGCACUGGACCUCAGUGUCCGGGCAGAAGGAUGGAGGUUCACGUCCCCUUGCUCACAUCCCCCUUGCAGGCUUCCUACAGACACCUGGUCAGCCACUGUGAGAACAGGAUGCUGGACUGGGUGGGCCAUUGGCCUGAUCCUGCAGGCUCCUCUUGUGUCCAUAGGUGCGGCUGAUCUCCGAGAGGGACUGCUCAUCGAAGACUCUUUCUGCCAUGAAGUUGGGCUGUGCUGCGGAAGUCAACGUGGCUGACAAGCUGCUGGUCGUAGAGAAAUGGAGGAAGGAAAUGGGGCUUUGCUGGAAGGAAGUGGCCUAUUUAGGUGAGGCUUGAUCUCCACCUGAAAAUACAGCUUUGUGCUGUAUGUCAGAGAUGGGGAGCCUGUGGACUACAACUCCCAUCAUCCCUGGCCAUUAGCUGCGCUGGCUGGAGCUGCUGGGAGCUGGAGUCCAUCAACAACUGGAGAGCCCAACCCACAAGCAUGUGGGAUGGAAGGGCGCCAAAUUUUGGCCUUACCUCCAGCACAAACAACAAGGCAGUGGUGCAGCCCGCGGGUUCCAUGCCAAGGUUGGUCUGCCCUGAUCUAAAGUAUCUAUGACAGCUCUAGUCGAAGUUUGCAUUUAAGGGUUUGGGGGUUUUUUUAUGUGUUUGGUCUAAUCUAGGGAUGAUCUAGGGUCUAAUCUUUGACCUUCCACACACUGUUGAACUACUGUUGAACUACAGCUCCCAUCAGAUUUGUAGUCCAACAACAUCUUGAAGGCCACAGAUUGGCCACCCUAGAGAAUCUCAUCUUCUUCUUCUUCUUCUUUUAUUUUUAAAGAAUAUUUAUUCCAAUUUUAAGAUUACAACAAAAAAGAAAAGAAAAAAAACAUACAAAAAAGAAUAAAACAUGUUACAAAAAACAGACAAUAAAAAAAAACUCAACAAAAGAUAAAAAUACAUUAUAAUAAGGUAUAACAAAAAUCAAAUUAAACCUUUACAACCUUUUUCCCUUUUACUUGUUUCCAUGACUUCCUCUCACCUCCCCGCUUUGUAUUCUAGUUUAGAUCGUAUUUACAGCAAAUCCUUCUAACCUUCUUUUCAUUUACUUAUUUUAACAUUCAAUAACAUUCAAUAGAGAAUCUCAUCUUCUCCUGAAGAAUACAAGCAAAAUUAUGACGCUUACCAAGCAAAGGCUCCUGUUCCCAAUGUGCUAGGAAGUUCUCCUGCUCAGGUGUGAUUCCUUCAGUGCAGGUGAUUGGAUUAGAUGACCCCUGGGGGGGUUCCCUGUUCCGUUGAGCGUCCGUUUAGGCUGCGAACAGCGGGACUGUUGUGGUGUCCAGUCCGCUUCCACUGUGCCAACCUGCUUUUCCCAGCUACCAGCAGAGUAUCUUGCGCAACGGUGUGCCUGUGUGGAAGGAAUCUCAGCCAUGCCGUAAAACUAUCGUACAACAGCUUCUCUAUUCUACGAAGCUUUAUUGUACAGCAGCAAAAAUAAACAGUUCGGCCAGGAGAGAGCGAAGGCGUGAUGCUUCUCCUGUCGCAGCAAAACAGAAAGUAAGACGUUCACAUAACAAAGAUGCGAACACACCCCCAGUGACAGGACAUAACAUCCCAUGAGCUGUUAACCCUAUAAGCUCUGGGUAUCCUCACAGUCCCUUCCAACUCUCCAAUCCUAUGAGCCUAUGAAACCUUAGGUUUUGUGGUGUACUGUUGCAAGCACCUUCAUUGCCUUGGGAAUGAAACACUGAAGCUUCGAUGAAUGGAUGCUUGGGAUCAACAGUCUUCUACUAGCGGUGGGCUUUUGUUGUUAUGGUCCUGAUCGAAUAUGUGUCUCUGUCGCUGCAGGAAAUGAGGAAUCGGAUGUGGAGUGCCUGAAGAAAGCUGGCAUGAGCGCAGUCCCCGCUGACGGCUGCCCUGCUGCCCAGAAAGCCACCGGCUACAUCUGCAAAUGCAACGGUGGCCGCGGCGCGAUCCGGGAGUUUGCAGAGCACAUAUUCCUCCUAAUGGAAAAGGUGAAUUCAGCUGGAAAGAAGCUCUGCUGA